Molecule: messenger RNA, 1694 nt
Organism: Scatophagus argus
Lineage: Eukaryota; Metazoa; Chordata; Actinopteri; Scatophagidae
Gene: nthl1
Product: nth-like DNA glycosylase 1
Exons: 6
Coding region: 48-1313 (421 amino acids)
Biological process (GO): base-excision repair, AP site formation; nucleotide-excision repair; base-excision repair
Cellular component (GO): nucleus
Molecular function (GO): DNA binding; 4 iron, 4 sulfur cluster binding; DNA-(apurinic or apyrimidinic site) endonuclease activity
Source: RefSeq, a predicted model, not a curated record
GUGCGCUCGUGACCAGAAGCUACGAAUGAGAAGCCAACUUCAACUAAAUGUUUCACGUACGCUGCAGCUGCACGAGGGUCUGUUAUGUAGUCCAAUGUUUCACAAUGGCUUCUCCUUAUUUCACGAAGAGCAGCACUGUCAUAACUCGGAGAGGGAAUCUAAACGCUGGCUGCACACCUGCGGCCUCUCUCAGGUCCAAACUUAACAGCAGACGGAGAAAAGCACUUUCUUCUGCGGCGGUGAAAGUGGAGGUGGCGGAAGAGAGGAUCUCGGAGCAAAGACCCUUCUCGGACCCCUCAUCAUCGGGUAGUUGCCCUGAGCUCCUACCCCAUGGCACGGUGCAUCUAAAAACAGAAAGAGACUCUCUGCCGUUGUCUGCACACAGCCGCAGGAGGAGACAACUGAAGGUAGAAUAUGACGAGGAUGAAGGUGUUACACCAGUGAAGACAGAGCACUGGGAACCUCUGGACUGGAAGAAGCAAUUAGGAUACAUACGUGAGAUGAGGAGCAGCCGUGAUGCACCUGUAGAUAACAUGGGUGCAGAGAAAUGCUACGACACAGAGGCUCCUGCACAUGUUAGACGUUUCCAGGUGUUGGUUUCACUCAUGCUGUCCAGUCAGACAAAGGACCAGGUGACAGCAGCAGCUAUGCAGAAGCUCCGAGCUCAUGGCUGCACCGUAGAAAAUAUACUCGCUACUGAUGAUCAAACACUGGGAAAACUCAUCUACCCUGUCGGCUUCUGGAGGACUAAGGUGAAGUAUCUGAAGCUGACAUCAGCCAUGCUGCAAAAAGAGUUUGGAGGGGACAUCCCAGACGCCGUCGAGGGGCUGGUCCGCCUGCCAGGAGUUGGACCGAAGAUGGCUCACUUGGCUAUGGACAUCGCCUGGGACCAGGUGUCCGGCAUUGGCGUGGACACGCAUGUGCAUCGCAUCUCUAACAGGCUCGGCUGGCUCAAGAAACCAACCAAGAACCCAGAGGAAACGCGUAGAGCCCUGGAGGAGUGGUUACCCAGGGAGCUGUGGAGUGAGAUCAACUGGCUGCUUGUGGGCUUCGGACAGCAGAUUUGUCUUCCCGUCAACCCUCUGUGCUCCGUGUGUCUGAACCAGCACAGCUGUCCAUCUGCCCACAAGACUUCUCCUACGAAGAGGCCUAAAGCAGGAUCCCCACUGUCUCCCAGUCCAACUUCAUCCUUUAAAGCAAAAACUGAACCUGAACAGGAAUCUGCCGUCAAAAACGAGGGAACAGAAACGGAGCAGCUGCUCACGCCAAUGUCCCCCACCACCCAGAGAAGGAGGUUAAAAAAGCAACGUUGAUAAUUGAUUUAGUUGUCACAUACAUUUUGGUCUGAGCUGUGACCAAAUGUUUGGACAGGAAGAGUGAAACAUACGCACAGACACUGAAAACAUGCAUCUAAGCUAAACAUUGUUAUGACUGUAUUGUUCAGGAUAUUUGUAUUUUCAUUGUAUAGUCUUAUUUGACACUAUAGCAACACCUUUUACACUUUAUAAAAGAUGAAAUAUUUUUCUACUCUUAGGGUUGAUCCUUUAUUACCAAAUAAAGAAAUGUAUGUUUUGAAAUUGGAUGCAAAGAUCAUUUUUCAAAUUUUCCCAGUUUGUCCAGUAGAGGGAGUUUUUCUCUGUGGCAUGUUGAGUAAAUAAUAACAGGAAUAUUAAAAAAUGUUUUAUUUAAGUGUA